AUGGUCGAUCUCGAAGGCUCCGGUUUCGCUUCUGGUGCUCUGUCUGGUGCUCCUUCUAAUGAUUUGUCUGGUGGUGUUCUUGGCUUAACUUCCUCCCCAGAGGCUCUAAUGAAUGCCCUCAAUUUACUUCAGCAGAACAUCAGCGCGCUUCAAUCGCUCAUCCCGUUGAUGGCGCAGCAGCAGCAGCAACAGCCAGUCGACAGCGCUCACGCGGAGCAGCUAAAGCAACAGCACGCUGCCGCGUCGGCCGGAAUUGCCUCCGUCAUUUCCCAGCUCGCGCUCGCCGCGGCGAACAUACUUCCCCAAAUGGGCCUUCCUGUUUCCGUAAAUGUCACCUCGGCUACUAUUCCACCCGCUAAUGUCACAUCCGGUGCUUUCCAGUCUGGGAAUGAGGUUCUACAGGGAACUCCUGCGAGCUUUGACUUCCAUAAUCUUGGCUUCCAGAUGUUGGAAUCGAAAUCGCGGAACGUGCGGAACGAUGAUACGGCUACGGCUCAGGUGCAGCUGAGUCUUGCUUCCUUGACCCCUGCUGCAGCCGAGUUUGUCAAGCUGCAGCAGCUCAAGAGCGUUAUUUCGCAAAAGGAGCAACAGCAGCACCAGCAGCUCAUUCAGCAGCAGACAACCGUCUCUCCAGGCGACGACACGUCGCCACUCGCAAUCGCGUCGCACCUGCCGCGGAAGCGAAAAAAACUCGAGCCCGUGACAAUGACGCCUGCUGCUGACGUGCGUCAGGGAAAUCCCGCGAUUUUCCCUCCUGGCGAUGACGGCGACGACGACGAGGGCGAGUUGUUGGCUGGAGAGUUCAACAUCGUCCAGAUGGACCCUGUGGAGCUGCUGGCGGAGCACACGCACUUCUGCGAGAUUUGCGGCAAAGGAUUCAAGCGAGACGCCAACCUCCGCAUGCACAUGAGAGGCCACGGCGACGAGUACAAGACGCCAGAAGCCCUCGCAAACCCCGACAAAACCUCGCUCUCACGGACAAACCCCACUGCCGCCGCUGAGAAAAAGCCGCUUCGAUACAGCUGCCCGUUUUUCGGGUGCAAGCGCAACCAGCAGCACCGGGCGUUUGUGCCGCUGAAGACGAUGCUUUGUGUGAAGAACCACUACCGCCGCACUCACUGCCCCAAGAUGCUCUCCUGCUCCAAGUGCGGUGCAAAGCGGUUCUCGGUGGUGGCGGACCUCAAGACCCACGAGAAGCACUGCGGGCGCGACCGCUGGCUGUGCUCCUGCGGCACGUCCUUCAGCCGCAAGGACAAGCUGCUCGGCCACCUCGCCCUCUUCAAGGGCCACCGCCCAGCCAACCCCUCCCUCACCGCUGCCGAUGACGGUGCUGCAGGCGCCAAACCCAUACUUGCUGCUUCCAGUCCCACCGUUGCUGCCCCUCCAGACGAUUACGCUGCGUAUGCAUUAGGUGUUAAAGCAGGCGCCGCAGCCGCCACAGCUGCAGUUUCUCCCAUGCUUUUUGGCGCUUCCUUUCAGCAACCUGAGCAACAACCUGGGUACCAUCCUGGAAGUCAACCUGAAGAACAACCUGAGCAACAACCUGGGUACCAACCUGAGCAACGAGCACUGGUAGACCUUGUCACGGCGGAUCUUCUGGGCUCAGCUGAGAAGGCUGCGAGGCUGGUGCUGUGA
Messenger RNA from Closterium sp. Yama58-4, 1635 nucleotides. Lineage: Eukaryota; Viridiplantae; Streptophyta; Zygnematophyceae; Desmidiales; Closteriaceae. The record is from the annotation of a GenBank genome assembly.